Molecule: messenger RNA, 2486 nt
Organism: Girardinichthys multiradiatus
Lineage: Eukaryota; Metazoa; Chordata; Actinopteri; Cyprinodontiformes; Goodeidae
Gene: stra6l
Product: STRA6-like
Exons: 19
Coding region: 107-2059 (650 amino acids)
Biological process (GO): vitamin A import into cell
Cellular component (GO): plasma membrane
Molecular function (GO): retinol transmembrane transporter activity; signaling receptor activity
Source: RefSeq, a predicted model, not a curated record
ACAGCCAGUGACAUCAUGGGAAGUCCGCUGCUACCCCCCUUUCCUCAGUUGCUGGAAUUGAGCAGAAACAAGGAUUUCUCGAUUUCAAUGAGCUGCCUUAUCAAGGAUGAUAAGAAACACAGAGGAACAUGUACUUCCUGGCGCCUCUACAGUGGAGAUCUGUUCAAAUAAAAUCUCAAUGGACCUUUUCCUGCAUCUUUCCCUUAUUCCAGCAGUUCUGAUUACAGGGGUGCUGUCAUUUCUUCAGAGACGAGCUCAGAGACUGGCCAUUGACCACAGACUACCUUUUCUAAAGGGGCGUUUCGGUAUUGUGGUGCCUUUGGAUACAAUUGGCAGCCUCAGUAACCGAUGGUCCUAUGGCUUUGCAUUUGGUGCAGUGUCAAGCAGUGUUCUGUUGCUUUUUUCUGAGCGUUACAUCCCCUUCUCAGUCCCACCCUGGGCCAGAGCAAUAGUGUACCUUGUUGGAGCUUUAGAAGUGGGUCUGGUCUAUUUCCCAUUUUUUGCCUGUCUGUCCACACCAUUCAGAAUGGCUGGGGCAGGGCUGGGAAUACUGUACUCUGCAGCCUGGAUUGUGAUCACAGUCUGGGAUACAGUCACCUGUCCCCAGGGAGAGGUUUUGGGUAAAUACCAGAAGAUAAUUUACCAGUGGCCCUGCAUCCUUUCACUCGUCUUCCUCUUGGGACGAUUCAUUUACAUUCUGGUUAAAGAUGUGCGCAUACGCCUGCAACUGGAACCAAAGGAUCUUGAAGAGCUGGUUGAUAAGCACCAGGCAAACCAUGUUAAACAGCUACUGAUUAGAACACCUGAACACAGUAAACCCCUCAGCUGGUUCCAGACACGAGUGUACGAAUGGGACCCCUAUUUCAAGUUUCCAAACAGGAUCAUUGGCACAGCCAUUAUAUCCCUUAUAGGGCUAUAUAUGAUGACGCUAGCAGACUAUAGUCUGAGUGAUGUUGCCUUUGAUCGAGUAGAAGACUGGAAGAAUGCCCUAAAAGAGGUUGUUAUGUCUUGUAACCAGACGCAAACUUUGGGAUAUAUGGUAUCGCAGUUGGAAGAGUUUAUCAACGUGGCCAGGAAGUCUUGGCUUGCCACCACCAUCUUUGCCAGUCUCAACUCUGUUGCUUACACCUUCCAUAUCUUGGCAUGUUACAGGAAACACUUAAAGAGACUGUGGAAAGGUCAGAAAAGCUUCCUUCCAGAGAGGUUCCACAACCCUAAGCCUGCUGUCAGUGUUGCUUCCAUUGCAAGAUACUCUGGAUGGCAAAUAGCUUUUACAUUAUGGGGCUACCUGAUUGUUCAUUUUGUCUACUUCCUGUUUGCCCUGCUGUUUGCCUACUUACUGGUUCUUCCCAUACUGAAUGGAAAAGUUCAGACCAUGCUGUCAACCCUGGGACUCAUUCUUCUGACCAUAGGAAUGGUGGUCAUCUUGGUUAUUCUUCAGGUAGUUCUGGUUCAGAUCUUCUUUCUUCAGGACAAAAUGUCCCCCACUGAUAAGCAGAAACCUCUUGCUCUUAACAACAGGAAGGCGUUCCACUGCUUCAACUACUUCUUCUUUUUCUACAAUGUGGUGAUGGGGAUCAGCACCUGCAUAGUCCGGCUGCUGUUUAGCAUUGUGGUUGGAACAUGGCUGGUGUCCCGCAUCGACCGAACCAUAAUGCAGAGGGGAUAUGAAAACCUGGAUGCCGGCUACAGUACAUGGAUAGGGAUGAUCUUUGCUGACAAUUAUCACAACAACCCAGUCAUGGUGUGUUUCUGCCAGCUUCUGGUGUCAAACAGUAUAGAGAAACACAAUGGAACGGCAUACUCCUCAUUUGACAAUGCUCAAUCAGCACCCCCAGUGAACAGCCGGGCAAGAAGACGCUGGGUGCUGCUUUACACCUUGCUGAAGAACCCUCGUCUCAUCCUAUGCAGAAAACACCAUCUCUCCACAGCAUCGUCAUCACCCACCCAGACAGAGGCAGAAAUUCGGGCUUGGGUCAUGGCAUCACAAACGCAGAACCAGCAAUGGGCACCACAGGCAGUACCAGAACUCAUUGUCACAGCAGAGGAAGACUGUUGAAAAAACUCUGUGUGGCUCAUGAGAACUUUAUUAAGCUGUUUGAAUUGCAUGGAGUUAUAUGACUUACAACUGUGGCAAAUUCAGUUUUAUAGGGGGAACCAGGUGUUCUACAGUCCUUGUAUUUGAGCUGUUAAUUUAUUUCAGCUUUUGUGGAGGCAGCAGUAACACAAACUAACAUGACUACAACAGUGACUCAGGUACAAGUUAGCCUAACAUGGUUUCUAAUUAUUAACCGUGGGAGGUGCCGUUUCAGAGAUUUUAUACGUGUUGUCUAGCAUGUGUACGUUUGCAUUCAUACUUGUUGAAAGUAUGUCGCUUAAUUGUCAAGAUAAAAAUGUGUAAAAAUACAGUUUAUAUUGGAUUUAAACUGUAAACAUGUUUAAAUAAUUUUUCUCAGGAUUACUAUAUUAAAAUCUUGGUAAAUGUG